Molecule: messenger RNA, 2426 nt
Organism: Neocloeon triangulifer
Lineage: Eukaryota; Metazoa; Arthropoda; Insecta; Ephemeroptera; Baetidae
Product: beta-1,3-galactosyltransferase brn
Exons: 8
Coding region: 987-2153 (388 amino acids)
Cellular component (GO): membrane
Molecular function (GO): UDP-glycosyltransferase activity; hexosyltransferase activity
Source: RefSeq, a predicted model, not a curated record
GCGCACUGCGUCUGCCGCCGGCUGUCAUGCGGGUGUUUUGGUUUGGGAACUUUGGUUAAAAUAAUCUAAUUUUAGCAGAUCGCAGUCGCAAAUCCCACCCUGAGAUUUCUUUCCCCAUUCGCCCAAAUGCUCGGAUUUUUAUCCGCCCUUGUUGAUGUCCAACAAAUCGGUCCUCAUCGCCGGGAGUAAGGAUGUGGAAAAAAGAAUUUUCGCAAUUACGAUUGCCGAGUUUCUUGCGUCUCAAAACUACUCGGUGCUGAUCAUCACCAAAUCGUGCGACUUUUUGCCAGAGCCCUUCCACGGGAGGUCGAGGGAUCCAGAUGACUACACAAAUAUCUCGCUAAGAUAUCCACAAAAUUUGAGUGAACUUGGAGCCAUCCUUUUCGACUUCUCCCUGUUCAGAAAAUUAUCCAAAGGACCUUUCACGAUUAUUGCAGAGAAUAUUGAAGAUUUUGGAGCUUCCGUAGAGCAAAUUGCAAAACUUGUAGCUGCACUCGUUGGUUCUACACCGUACAUUCCUUCCCAGGUUUACCCUAAGUUGAUUGUCACUCUCAACACAGACGUGCAGAGUUUUCCUGUCGCUAGCCUUUCGUGCUUAUUUGAUUCUGUCUGGCUUUCUGAGAAAAAAGAAAAAGAAGUCUCUCUGUCAAUGUCUGGCAGAGGACGAGUUUGCUUCGAGGAACUGGAACUGACUUCCGACUGCCCGAAUUUGGUGCUUCGAUUGAAGAGUAUUCUCCACUCAACACUUCAAUAAGAGAGGGUUGAGAGCCUUCAUAUUAUUGAAGUCGGCCACAUGCUCCCACACUAAUAUCGCCUUCUCAUUAAUUUCGUACUCCAUCUCGAUGCGCUGAGUCUUGGCGUGGAGCAAAAAGUAGAGAACGGACGCCAGUGCACAAAUCAAAGCGACGUUUUGCUUGUUGAAGCGCACAACCUGCAUUUUGAACUGAAUGGAGAAAGACUGAUAAGCAGUGCGAUGGUCAACACAAAUGAACAGUAAGAGGAUUAUGCGAAAAGUGCAGCCGGCUCUCAGAAUGACCUCACGCCUGUUCACUUUGCGGACGCCGCCCCGGCUGCGGCUCCUCUACGCAGCCCUGAUUUCUGUCCUGCUCUACGUCCUCUAUUACUUUGGUAUUUUCACCCACCUGCUGGAAAAGGACUACUUCACACAAUUCGAGUACCCGCUGAAUGAGGACAUCACGGUGUACAUCGACCAGCUGCGAAACGGCGACCUGUCCGACCGACCUCCGAUCAACGUUUACAACUACUCAUUUGUCACGGACGCCCACUCCAAAUGCCUCACCGGAGGCACCUUCGCAGAGCUGCGCCUAGUCUACCUGGUCAAGUCCAGCAUGGAUCACUUCGAGCGGCGCCAGGCCAUUCGACAGUCUUGGGGCUUCGAAGGCCGCUUCUCGGACGUGCCGAUCAGAACGAUCUUCCUGCUGGGCACACGCCCCUCCGAACCGGACUCGCAGGUGCGCGUUGACAAGGAGAACAAGCAGUUUGGUGACAUUGUGCAGGCAGACUUUUUGGACGCCUACUACAACAACACCAUCAAGACGAUGAUGGGCUACAAGUGGGCGCGCAGGUUCUGCCCGAAGGCAAAGUUCUACUUCUUCAGUGACGACGACAUGUAUGUGUCCACCAAGAACGUAUUAAGAUUCCUGAGGCACCCCACACGGUACCCCCAAUACUUGGAGGAUCCUGCUGGAAUGGAGGUUAAGCCUGCCAGAAAACUUGAGCAGGUGCUUGAUUUUGAACUUCCCGACGAAGUACAGCUGUAUGCUGGCGAGUUGCGGCACGUAGCUCCAUUCCGGCACCAGUCCAGCAAGUGGUACGUCUCCUUGGAAGAGUACCCGUUCCACCUGUGGCCUCCGUACAUCACCGCUGGUGCCUAUGUUGUGUCCCGAGCGACUCUCGACACUCUCUUUCUAGGCUCAUUGUUUACUAAACACUUCCGCUUUGAUGAUAUUUACCUAGCUCUAGUUGCCAAAAAGUCUGGCGUGGAACCAUACCAUUGCCGAGACUUCCGGUUGAACAGACUUUGGUACGACGGUGCCAUUGAUUACAGAUACUUAAUAGCCAGUCAUGAUUUUUCUGAUCCUGAAGAGCUGAAGCGCUUUUGGGAAAUCCAGCGUGAGGCUGGUAAUGCUUAAUAAUCAAAUCCACCUUAUCUCAUUCUAUAUGAUAUUAUUGACAAUAUGGAUUACUUAGAAGCUGGUAGUUCAUUGUUAUUUUGAGCAGCUUGUUAAUUAAGACUGUUGUCAUGCUAAUGAAUAAUGAUCUAAAUAAUACGGAACCCUGUCUGUAUAAUAAUAUGCUUUGUGCUUCAGAAGGAUUAGUUUAUGAAAGAAGAAAAUGCAUAUAUUGUAAACUCGGAAAACCUUUACAGAUCCAAUAAAAGUAUUAUCAAACAAAAAAAUAAUUUA